AUCGCCAAUUCACAUACUGGUUCGGCUAUCGUAAGGACUCUAGAAGCUAUGAGCAAUUUUGUGCGAAGAUUUGCACAUUAUCUCUUCAGUGUCUUGUCAGAGGAUGAAGGAUAUUCGCCCAUCAAUCUAGCGCUUGCUGAAUUUGGAUUGUGUUCGAUUGCAGCAAUUGAGUUGCAUGUCUGGCGGAAGUAG
Molecule: messenger RNA, 192 nt
Organism: Bipolaris victoriae FI3
Lineage: Eukaryota; Fungi; Ascomycota; Dothideomycetes; Pleosporales; Pleosporaceae
Exons: 1
Source: RefSeq, a predicted model, not a curated record